AUGCCGGAAUCACUCAGUCGUCAAAAUUAUCACGAAGAAGUCGAAGCUGCUGUCAACAAGCAGAUCAAUAUCGAACUCUAUGCUUCUUAUGUCUAUCUGUCCAUGGCGUUUUACUUCGAAAGAGACGAUGUCUCUCUAUUGAACAUCUCCAAGUUUUUCAAGAAGCAGUCGGAUGAAGAACGCGAACACGCCACUGAGUUGAUGCGAGUCCAAAACCUUCGCGGAGGACGCGUUGUUCUUCAAGACAUCCAGAAACCGGAGAAGGACGAAUGGGGAAGCGCUCUUGAGGCCUUCCAAGCUGCUUUAUCUCUUGAGAAGUUCAACAACGAAUCGCUUUUGAAAUUGCACUCGAUUGCUGGAAGCCGCAACGACGCUCAUCUUACUGACUUUAUCGAGGAGAAAUAUCUUGAUGAGCAGGUCAGAUCGAUUAACCAGUUUGCUCACUAUGUGACCACUUUGAAGAGAGUUGGAAAAGGAAUGGGAGAAUUCAUUUUCGACAAAGAGGCUCUGGAAUGA
Messenger RNA from Caenorhabditis bovis, 516 nucleotides. The record is from the annotation of a GenBank genome assembly. NCBI's taxonomy places the organism in Eukaryota, Metazoa, Nematoda, Chromadorea, Rhabditida, Rhabditidae.